GCUUGCUGUCAUCCGGGAUCAAGUGGUAUUUGCUGUUCGGCAGGAGUACGUGCUUCUUGGAGAUCAGGUCCUGGUCCUGCAGCCUGGAGACGAGGUUGCCAUCAUCCCACCAAUUAGUGGGGGCUGAACCUCCUCAGGUUCUGUUCGUGUGAUAUGGAAGAAAGUGAAGAUGUGCCCAAAGAUUUCAUCAAGCUCAAAUCUGAAAAGCUCUCUGUAGAUGAAGUGUCAGAGCUGGUUGUUUCACCAUCCUGUGGCGCAGUGUCUCUGUUCAUUGGUACUACAAGAAAUAAUUUUAAAGGAAGAAAAGUAAUUCACUUAGAAUAUGAAGCAUAUUCUUCAAUGGCAGAGACUGAAAUAAAGAAAAUCUGCAGAUAUGUUAGACAGAAAUGGCCUUCAGUCAAACAUAUUGCAGUACACCAUAGACUUGGUGUGGUUCCAAUAACUGAAGCAAGUGUAAUUAUUGCAGUCUCCUCUCCACACAGAGUAGAAUCCCUUGAAGCUGUAACGUACUGCAUCAAUACCUUAAAAGCAUCUGUCCCAAUAUGGAAAAAGGAGAUUUAUGAGGAUGAAUAUUCUUGGAAAGAAAACAAGGAAUGCUUUUGGGCAAAUUCAGAAAAAUAAUUGUACUCUUUUGAAAAUAAAGUGUUACUCUUCCUAAUGAA
Oenanthe melanoleuca is the source of this 662-nucleotide messenger RNA. RefSeq names its product molybdopterin synthase catalytic subunit. Lineage: Eukaryota; Metazoa; Chordata; Aves; Passeriformes; Muscicapidae. Gene Ontology annotation, cellular component: cytosol. Bases 154 to 621 code for a protein of 155 amino acids. Gene Ontology annotation, molecular function: molybdopterin synthase activity. The record is from RefSeq and is a predicted model, not a curated record. The transcript has 5 exons. Gene Ontology annotation, biological process: Mo-molybdopterin cofactor biosynthetic process.